This is a messenger RNA of Xyrichtys novacula (pearly razorfish), 4785 nucleotides long. The record is from the annotation of a GenBank genome assembly. Lineage: Eukaryota; Metazoa; Chordata; Actinopteri; Labriformes; Labridae.
GCUGCAGCCUGUGAGCGGCACAAAAACUGUCUCAUCCAGGAAAAAGCAGACAGAUGAAACCCGAUUCAACAGACAGUCAUCCUUAUACUAUCUCUGUGACAAUGAGGUUUACCAGAUCUAUUAUAUGAACGCGUUUAGAUCAUCCACGUUGUUUUCUCAGUAAGGAUAUACUCGGUAUGUCAAAUCUUUGUGAUUCAUCGUUUAUCGCAUCCUGACACUCGCUUUCAUGUGCAAGAGCCGAGGCCUGGAAAUACAGUUAAAUUGCUCAGUACGCGCAUGUUUUCUUGCUUUGUAUGAAUUAAUAUCUCUUACGAUCUGGUUUUCAGGUCAUCAGCCUGGUGCUUUGGGUGAUUGUGAACUGAUUUGCACCCCGACGUAAGUAACGAGUUAUCAAUAUGCUUGACCGAGUCUCUCUAUUAGGCUAUUGUAGUGAUAAAGAUAUAGGGGAGAGUGGGGUAAGAUGAGCCAAAGGGUAAGUUGAGCCACCCUCUGUUGCUUGGAAACAGUAAAAGAAAUUGAUCAUGUGACCAAAUAUUUAGGAGAUGGGCAUCAAUUCAUGAAGUCUGUGAAGGUUAGAAGCACAUGGGUGAAGGGGUUAGACAUUUAUUUACUAAAGUAAAUAAAAAAAAACAUUUUUCACUCUUGAAAGUGAAUUUAGUCUGUCAUAAGCUUUAUUAGAAUUGUGUUUAGACCAAAAAAGAUCAUUUUAAAUUUGUUUUAUGCAUCAGUUGUGAUAUCUAUGAGCUACAACAUGAGGUCAAAAACCUAGCAUAAAAGUCCACCAUUUUAGCUCAGAGGACUAAUAAAGUCAUAAUAGUAGUUCUUGGGUAAGUUGAGUCAGUGGUUCAACUAAGAAGGAAAAGGAGUCUGAUGAGAGGAUCAGAGUUUCAGUUCAGAUUGUUGAAAUGUGUUACUUUUUCUUUUCAAAAAUACAGCUGUGGAUGUUCUCAAUCACUUAAAGUCAUCCUCAUGUUAAAAUGACUAUACAAAACAGCUUUUUAGCAGUUAUAUGCAAUAAUAAUAAAAAAGAAUUGUUGUACCAGUUGAAUAUGUUAUAAUAGAUAAAAUACCCAUGAAUGUGAAGAAGUGACUGUUAUUUAGGGAGAGAGAAGGUGAGGAAGGGCUGGGGUGGAGAGUGCGGGGGUAGUAGGGAUACGGCUCAACUUACCUCACUCCUAUGGUCAACCUACCCUGUGUAUGGGGUAAGCUGACCAUAGGAGACCACUUUUUUUUGGCAUGCUAUAUUAUCAAGACAGUUAUGUUUACAGUCAUUCUGUUGGUUUGCAACAUCUUGAAAUAUAUGCAGAUACACUAGUUAGAGACAAAACUAUGAUUGACUUGAUGUAGUGAUCCGAAAUAUGAAAAAUGUCUCAUCUUACCCCACUCUCCCCUACCAGGCAUCUUUCCCAGCUUUAUUCCUGCUCAACUUUCAUCUAUUUCAGGGUACCCCAUGAUGUGUCCUAGGAUGAAAACCCCACCCCCCAGUCUUUGCUAGCAGGAAGCACCAUGUUGGAUAAAACCGGUGAUAACACACAGCAGACUGUGCAGUGCUCAGACUGUGGGAGUAAUUUCAGCCCACCACAGCCUGGCUCUGACCCCGAGUCUACAAGUGCUGCUGCCUCUCCUGAGCAGCAGCAAACCAACACCACAGAGAACCCUUUAAAAUGUCCAUCCUGUCAGACUGAAAGCAGCCUACCCAAUGGUAGACGCCCACACAGACGCAUCCGCCUGGACCCUCACAGCUGCAGCCUGUGCUCCAAAACCUUCAUUUCCUCCGCUCACCUGACCCUCCACCUCACCACUCACAAUAAAGAGAGGAAAUUUAGAUGCAGCACAUGUGGCAAGUACUUCCACCAGUCCUCUCACUUGAUGGCACACAAGUUAAUUCACAGCGGGGAUAGGCCAUUUAAAUGCCCUGAGUGUGGCAAGACCUUUGGCCGUGCCUCACAUCUAAAGACACACCGCCGGCUCCACACAGGUGAAAAACCCUUCAAGUGCACCUACUGUGAAAAAUCGUUCACGCAGAAGGCCGGACUCCUUGCACAUGUGCGUUUGCACACAGGGGAACGACCCUUCAAGUGUGAGCAGUGUGGCGAAGGUUUCCGCUCUCUGCCUGCUUUGCUUUCUCACAAGGCUCAAGAGUUGCCUGGACACGCCAAACCAUCACCAGCUUCAGCUUCAGCUCCAGCUCCAGCCCCAGGUCCAGCACCAGCACCUGUGGUCAGCCAGCCUCAGAAGACCCAAACCAGCUCAGAGGAUCUGAAAUGUGGAGUUUGUUGCCGCACCUUUGUACGGUCAUCAUACAUCAGGCUGCAUAUUCGCCUAAACAAAGGACAGAGGCCCUAUCAUUGCAAAGUGUGCAACAAAACCUUUGUCAAGCUGGAUACGUUUGUGAACCACUGUGAUAAACACUUACGUCAGAAAAGGGAUAAAAUCAAAGAGGUGAAAGACAGAGUAGUGAAACCUCCCCUGUUUGUCCCGCUCUCCAGACCUCCGGAGUCCUUACUCUCUCAGCCUCUGUCUUCAGAGGUCAACACACGCUCCAGAGCAAAAGCUAAGAUUAAAACAGAGCCAUGAGCAAAGGACUUCACUAAGGCAGAAGUCUGCAAACAAUAACUAGUAUAGGUGAGUUAUGUUAUGUUGUGUCAUGUAAUGUCAAUUUUAUGAAUAGUUUUAAUCCUUACUGGUACAAUGAAAGUCACAUGUUUACAAAUGAUCAGAGUAAGGGAAAAAGCUCAUCAGUAAUGGAAUGAUUCUUAUUUUACUGAAAUGAUUUUACGAGUUUUAUUGUAUUUAUCUUUACAAGCAGUGUGAUUUUAUGUUUUAAUGCCUAUUUAAACUCGUCUAAUUCAGAAGUUAAAGUCUAUUUCAUGUCAAUUGUAGGCAUAAAAAUAGGAAAAAGAAUAAUCUCAAACCAUUUCAACACAUGGUUAUAAUGAUCACAGAAGUCGAUUGACGUCUGUCACACCUGUACAAAGUACAAACAGUGUUGUUUAUUGUAAAACGAUAUGCAAAGAGUGAAGACCAACAAAAGCAUAGUGCUGUGGAUAUUUAUUUGGUUGCACUUUGAGACAUCCUCAAAAUCGGUCUGUUUCUGUUCUUAACCCUUCUGUACUUGUCUUGCAUUCUUGCUCUGUCAGCAGUUGUUUCAAAGUUAAAAUAAUGCUUCACAGACUUUGCAAACCUGGAACUACAUCCAGGAUCACCCCCUUGUUUCAUGGUGUGCUAAAUCACCAGGGUCUAUAGUUCAAAAGCUGAAGGUCGACAUGUCUCGCUGGAUGAGCCUCAUUUGACUGUCACAGCCAUUCAAACAAGACAGUCACAUGUUAUUCCCGGUCAGUAGCAGCUCACAGCUGAUACCUCACUGACCCUGACCCCCGCAAGAACUGCAUUAUAGUGGAUCUCCUCUGCAGAUGGGGGAUCUGUCACCUCCACAUGGGGAAACUCUUUGUGCCAAUCUAUGGACAGAAAAAAACACAACAACUUAGGAACUGAUGGAGCUGAAAGGUCAAGUCAGGAUCCUGGGGGACCAACAGUAUGUAUGUAAUAGAGGGGCAUUGCAAAAAGACUCAAAACGCUCAGUGAUGAUAAUAAAUGGAAUUUGUUCAGUGCUUAAAAUAUAAUUAUGUUGCAUAAUGUAAAGUUAAGGUAUUUGCCUUGCAGUUUUCUGUUGCCUCUGUGCUGCUGUGAAUGUUCCAGUCCAGGCUCACGGUCAUGUGGCGUCUCCAGAUGGGGUUCCUGUGCAGGGCAAUGGUUCCACUGAUGCUGUCCCCUACACACACACUGACUGGCUUGUCUAGCAUGAAGAGAGUCUGCUUCCAGUGUGUUGGCCUAAAAGGAAAUUGGAAAAUAUUGUCAUGCAUUGCAAUUUUGGUCUUCUUCAGACACUGAAAGACUAAAUAUACAGUCUGAAGUAUUUGUAAAUAUGCAUCACCAUUUCUUAUUAUUUAAAAGAUGUUUAAUGGCAUGUGAUAUCACUGAAAGCACUUAAAGAGGCGCCGGGGGCAGUGAAUAAACUGUCUUUUCAUUCUGAUGUAACUGUAGUUUUUGAACUUUUUACUCAGCAUGAGGCCCGGUGUUUAGCUCCACUGUUGCACCUCCUGUCUCCAGGCUGUCGAAAUGAACCGUAAACCAGGCAGUGAAUCCAUGGAAACUACCCGGCUUAUCCACACAAAAAUGAAACUGACCCUUUAUUUCCUGAAAAACGAAACACAAGAGUUGUUUUAAAGCCCUACUCUUUUCCUGUGAAGUGAUUUCUAUGAAAGGAUUGUACACACCCAUCAUACCUCCAGGUCUUUGACUUGUAGCGUGUACAUAUCCAGAAGAAUAACAUCCGAGGGAGUGGCGAGGCAGUCAGCGGGUUCGAUGAGGUGGCUGAACUUUGGCUUGGUGAAAAACUCCUGCUGUGCCAAGGGCCUGCAGAGAUGAAAUGAAACUUAAACCACCAGUAGAGCAGGUUGCUGUUUGCACCUCAUGAACUAGAGAGAAAAGGAAAACAUGGAUUUUAAAACGUGUAAGAUCACUUAUGAUUCAAAACAGAUUAUUUAUGGUAGCGCAAGUGUUGACCAUAUUAAUUCCAUUCAUACAGUAAAAGAUAAAAUCAGCCUAUCAGACAUUAUUUGUCCCCAGUUAUUAAAGCUUUGAUUCUCAAGUGAACUUGACUAAGUGAUAACACAUAUUGAUAUUUUGUAUUAUGAUUUCUUCUGCUUUUCUAAUGAUCAUGGUUUUUUAAACUUUGCAGCAUUCCUGCUUUUCGAACGCAUGUUUUUUUUUUUCCACAACUUU